CAUGACCCUGACGGCCGCACCAUACGCAAUUCCCUUGCCAUAAGUCUACUUUCGACAAGCAAACGAGGACGGGUUACACGAGUUACAUAGCCCUAUACAGACGCUCCAGUUUUGUAACGUCUUGGUUUUUAUCCCCUAAAGUAUUUAGGACAAGCCUAACUAGCCACAAACUUCGCUAAGGGGACUGGCUUGGGUGUUGCUGUCUGGAAAAUGGCCGCAGAUCCUGGGCCUUCCGGAGAGCCUAGGACCGCACACCACCACCUAUUUUUAUGUGGCAUACCUCCUCGUCUGCCCAGAGAGGAGGUGGAGGCAGCCCUUGCAGCGGCCCUGGAAGGCAAGAGCUUGCAGGCUUCGCUCAUAAGUGUUGUCCCUCAGUCAGCCUGGAAGAACAAAGGGUUUGGAUUUGUGGACCUCGCUGGCUCCCCUUCUGCUGAGCAGAUAGCAGCAGCUGCGACCGCGCUUAACAAGUCGGUAAUUGUGGGCUGCAAGGCCAUUUCGGUCCAGGUUUGCCGGCCUUCCGCGUCCGUCGCUAAGCCUACUGCUCGAGAUUCUCUUCAAUGGCACCAGCCUGUUGAAAAUGUGUCUCGGCUGUGCGCCCAAGUUCUUCACUCGUUCUUCGCACGACGGUUGGAGCAUUCCAGUUUCAAGGCGGAGAAACUCCUCUCCCUGCUCAGCAUCCUUAUCGCACCCUCUUGUGGCCAAAAACCUAUGCAAAUUUCAGCAUGGGGUCGGGACGUCUUCGGCAGCCUCGAGGAAAUGCUACUCGCUAUCGGCGACAUGCACUUUGGGCGCGGCUGGACGAUAACGGGAACCGUCGCGGACAGAAACGCCGUGCUGGAUGUUAGCAAAGCCCGAUACAUGCAUGGCUGGGACCCGCAGGGCGACCCUACCGUGGCCGCAGUUAUCCGUCUCGCGGCCUGCAGCCAUCGUCUAGACGCCAUCCACAGUCCUGAAGUCAGCACGGGCUUCUCUACUCCAAGCAUGUGUUGCAGCGACUGCGGCAGCGAGAGCGCUGUCCAGGGCACGGACCUGCCCAGCUGCAGCCAGUCUGAGGCCUCAUGGUCACCCCACACGGCCACCAGAGGCGACGGCUCUGUCCUGCCUGCGUCCAGUUCCGCCUCACAGCUCCUGACAAAGAUCAACUCGUCCGUAACUUUUGCGGGAGCCUUCAGCUGUGGUAGCUGCGGGGGAGGCAGCAGCACGCAACUUCGAGACCGAGGCCCUCGAGUUUCGGAGCCAGACCCGCCUGAAACCCCCAACUUGACCGACCCUGGGAGGGCGUGUCGCAGCUCCGCGAGCACCGCCAGUUCGAGCAGGGCUACUACCCCCACCGCCGCGGCAAGCACACCCAGCGGCACUGGGCGGCCAUCUUGCGGAGGCGGCAGCGGCAGAGGGCAGCAAUCAGGACGGAAUCGGUCGGCAGGGCAGGAGGCGCUGCACUUCAAGCACGGCGAAUCCUCACCCGUUGCGUCGCUGCAUGGGCGGCCUCAAGCGUCGCAGCAAAUGUCUGGUACAUCUCCGCAGUUCAGACCAUGCCAACAUCUGCCAUCGGCAGCCGCAAACGUCCAGUCGCGCGCUCACCCCGGCGUGGGUGUUGCGGCGUCACCGCCCUCUCGCAGAGGUAUUCUCGAGCGCUGCGCUUGCUGCCUGCAGCAGCUCUUCGCCUCGCGGCCGUACCAGCACACCUACACGCUGUCCUUCCUGGUGGAGGCACUCGCGGCGUCAGACGAGGUGGUGGCCUGGGGCAAGCAAGCCGCGUUCUUCAGCCUCGUCGGUUACGCGGAGGCGGUGUACGGCAGCUUUGAAGGUCUGCUGCUGGAAGUGGAGCGCCUGUACUUUGGCGGUUCCUGGCGUUUCGGAGGCGGCAUGAGCUCGGCAGAGCCACGAGUGGUGUGUAUCGCCGCAUCACCGAUGGGCGCUCCGCAGCCUUGCGACGGUGGAGGCGGCGGCGGCGGAGGCCCCAAGACGCUGCGGAGUGGCGGCAGGUUGACGUCGGGCGGCGGCGGUGCCAGGCAGCGUGUAGGCGUGAUGCCGGGUGUGGGUGCGGGCCAGGCGUUGUGGUAGCACAGCAGCAGGCCCUGUUUUGCAACGACUGGGGCCUAGGGGUUUUGGGUUUGGUCGACAGUUUGCACAGGCAUGCAAUAUCGACGCAUGUUGCGUAGGGCAUUGGGAGUUUUGAGGUUUAGGCUUCCCUUCCGUUGUGUUGCAUUGUUUCUACAUCCUCGAAAUGUGCACUGAAUAUUUUUUCCGCACUGCAUCUUGCCGGGGUGACCGCGGCUCACUGAGAGCAUUGGGUAGGUGAGCGGGUAAGGAGCCCCCGAGUUCCCCGGCAGGGUCUGUUGUCAAUAAACUCUUGUGGAACACUCUAAAGGUGUUUUAGGUGUGUGUGCUCCGCUGCGACAGUUACACAGACAAUGAAGGAUGCGGAAAUGGGAGGGCGUGAUCUCACGAUACCUGGCCUUGGGUUGCGAUGGGGUCUUGUGCUCCCUCUGCGAGCGCACCUUGUGAUUCGAGUUCGGCGGCGAAAGCCAGCGUAGAAUAAGCGAUGACCUCUGGGCCACGCGGGGCAACAGCGUGGUUUGAGUUCGGUCAUUAUAUACUGGAUUAGGGUUAUUCACUACAAAUGCGUGUAUUUUCCAUGCCGCGAUACGUGCGAUUCUUCAAUGGACCCCAUGAUGCCGGUUUGAGUUUCUGCACUAAAUUAUUCGUGCUGUGUUGUGCCAUUGCAGGUUGUUCGGUUGCUAUGUUAAGCAGCGUUGUGCGUGCCAUUGACAGCACACCCUCAAGAUCCAAACUGGGUCUUUGGUUCCCGUCUUUGGUUCCCUUGGUUUUAUUGGUGGUGUGUGCCUGUGGGGGCAAUGGAUGCUGCCGUGGUGUCGAAUAGCCAGACCUAGGUGAAAGGUCUGGGCAAAGCUGUUACGGCGAUGGGUUUUGGCCUGCCCUUGAUAUAAGUUGCACCGCUAGUCCGCGGCUUGUGAGCUUGUGAGCCGGGCUCUGGUGCCCAGCUUCCUGGGGCAGUAGCGGUAUUUAAGGAUAAGGGAGCCGUCCUUGGAGUAACUUCCCUGGCUGCAUACACUUAUGGUAGCGUGCGCUUAGGUGGCUCAUGCUUGACCGUAAGCCCCACUGCAAACCCCACACCGGCAUAUGCUCUACGGAAGUUGUCGCAUGAAGCCUGACGCAUACCUUCCUGCUUGCCAUGGUGCAAAUGUGAAUUUCGGAAGCAUUAAGGGC
Astrephomene gubernaculifera is the source of this 3231-nucleotide messenger RNA. NCBI's taxonomy places the organism in Eukaryota, Viridiplantae, Chlorophyta, Chlorophyceae, Chlamydomonadales, Astrephomenaceae. The record is from the annotation of a GenBank genome assembly.